AUGGGCGAGUACGAUCACUUGGGGGCGAUUCUCGAGCAGUCGUCCGCGACCAAGGUGUCGCUGAAAACCACGCGGUGGACUCAAGGCCCGAUCAUAGCCACGUUUUGGAAGCGCAUGCGGCAGACGUUGGCGCCGCCGCUACACAGCCACACGUUUUCGUUUGCGAGCUAUUGUCUCAACAACAGCGACUGCUCGUGCGAGGCAACACCCUCGACAACUUCCUUCUUCACCGCUCCCAACCAAGCCCCUCCCACCAACGCCAGCCAUUCAGACCUGGCAUACCUAGGGUUUGUUUCUGCGCGCUUGGAUGUCGACAUGCUCCUGACGACGGGAGUCGUGUUUCACCCCCCGCGGGGCAAGCUGUAG
Messenger RNA from Aphanomyces astaci, 366 nucleotides. RefSeq lists its product as hypothetical. NCBI's taxonomy places the organism in Eukaryota, Oomycota, Saprolegniomycetes, Saprolegniales, Verrucalvaceae. The coding region runs from base 1 to 366 and encodes 121 amino acids. The record is from RefSeq and is a predicted model, not a curated record. The transcript is spliced from 3 exons.